AGGAAUUAAAAGAUGAGGUGCACGAAGCAGCUGUCUGGUUGCAAAGGGAAAUAUCCGAGGGAAAACAAAAAAGUCUCUGCUUGUUAUCGAAACAGCAUCAGUUCCUCCACAGCUUCCCGCCGCUGAAGGAAGCUACCGCGGAAUCUGAUCAGCUCAUAGGCGGUUCACGGGAGCGCGGCGGGCCAGGAAAGCCUCCAGCCUGAGAAACUUUUGGAUCAGCUCAUCUGCAUGGGGCCGUAAUCCAGCUCCCUGUUGGCACAAGGGUUUACUUCAUCACACCUGAGCUACAUGUUAAAGUGAGUGAGGGGUCUGUGCUGGAAAGUGAUUUAAUCCGUCCUACAAGCUUUUGGUUCCGAGGGUACAUUACACGUAUCAGAAGGGGGAUGCACCUCUAAGCAUGGCUGGGUACCAGUCAAACUCCCACUGUGAAAAGGCCACAGCUCCCAGCACAAAGCCUCCCUGCACAAGAUAGUAGCUUUGCUGAACAGCUGUGGCAGCAGCAUGAGUUACAGCAUCACCUUUGCACUGUCUGUGCCCUAAAACAUGCUCUUUGACUUCUUGUAGUCACAUGCACAAGAGCUCCCAUAUGGAAAAGAUAGAUGGUGUGGUCUUCAUCUGCUUCAUCAGCUGCAGGUGCACUCAUUUCAAUUUAAAAUGGGCAGGUGUCCUCUGCAAAAGAUCUGGGCAAUCAUUUAUGAGGUUAAUACACUGUCAGCUGACUCAGGGAUGAGCAGGAGACCCAAUAGUGCUGUCUGCAGCUCUUCUGGGCAUCAGAAAGCCCAAGAUUCAGAGCAAGUCUGAAAGAUGAAACAGUUUUCUACUUCUGCUGAACUACCAUCACCACCUCAGCAGGCUUCUGCUUUUAAUUUCUCUUCCCAGCAGUGAUGCAAUGUCAUGUGCCUCAGAUAUCUCUUACCCAAAAGAUUGACUGUUUCAUUAAUACCCUGCUAAGGAAGUCACAACAUUUCACCUGCUGACACCAGGCUACCACUACUAGGCCUUGUUUUCACUUAAAUAAAAAGGCUGCUGCUGGCUUCUCUCAUCACAAACAAAAAAUCACCUGAGAGGAAACUGCUGCCUCGCAAUACCUGAAGUACAAGAGACAUAUGUAAGAGCACAUGUCAGCCCUCUUUUUUCACCUGUAGCUCAAUCCAUCGCAGCAGUCCGUCCUAAGGUCGGCUCAAAACCAAGAUGGCAAGAGCCUACUUUAGCUGUCAAAGCCGAUGGGAUCGUGAAGGCCCCUGAUCGAAGUGUGAGCCCUUUCCCUCUUGUCCCAGCUGCGGGCUGGGAUGUGAAUGCAGUGGGCACCCAGUUACAAGAGGGAUGGGGCCUCUUGUCUUCCUCCCUUGUAACCCGAACCUGAGAGGAUGUUCCCACUCAGGAGGCGACAGCUCAAGGAAGCUUCCCCUCACAAGACUCAGAUGCUCUCCACAAGACAGUUCUCUCACCAGCAGCUGCUCCUGUCCCUUUAAGGGGCGGACUGCCUCCGACUGCCGCCGCUGAUUGGCUGUCCCUGCCCGCCUCCCUCUGUCCUUCCCGGGCGGCCGUUAGUGCCUGUGAGCGGUGUAGUUGGGCGAUGGUGAUCGUGGGGAGUGUACGGUUGCUGCCGUUCCCGCGCCCCCUCCUCGGACGAGGCGCUGGGGCGAGGGGGACGUUGCACGGUUGGGCGGCCACAGGACGCGGAGGGCUGCGUGCCGGCCGCUGGGUCGUAGUGGCCUUGGCGGCGCCCGUGGCAGUACCUGCUGGGACCGACUGGAAGGGGAGGCCGGGCCAGUGGGGGCCGGUGUGGGUAGGGGAGCGCGGUUUGGAGCGGCCGCCCCAGGGGCUACUGCGUCGCUUGGGUCUGGCGCUCCAGCUGGGUCUGCGGGCCUGCGGGUUGCUGUUGCGCUUUGGCCCCUUGCUGUUGCUCUACCCUUUGAGCCGCUUGUGGCCCGGCUUGGGAGCGCUGUGGCUGCGGCUGUUGCGGAGGGCAGCUGAGGCUGCCGGCCCCACUUGUAUUAAGCUGGGCCAGUGGGCCAGCACUCGGAGGGACCUCUUCUCGGAGGCCUUCUGUGAUGAGUUUUCUAAGCUGCACAUUGAGGUGAGCCCGCACCCGUGGAGCCACACUGACGAGCUCCUGAGGAAGGCCUUCGGUGAGGACUGGAGAGGCAUCCUCAAGUUCCAAAGCCAUGAGCCAGUCGGCUCGGGCUGCGUCGCCCAGGUGUAUAAAGCCUAUGCCGACCUCACAGCAAUCGCUGGCUCCCAGGUCAAGGAGGCAGCAGGAGGCUCCGAGUUACGGUCCGCUAUUGAAGCGUGGGAAGUGUCAGGCUUUGGAGGUCUCCUCAGCUGGCUGAGGAGGAAGAGCCAAGAGAUGGGGAAGGAGAGGAGCAAGGAGCAUCUGAGCCCAUCAAACUGCUCCCGAGGAAAUCCUGUGAGUGAGAUAUCCUUUAUGGCACAAAUGGCCAAGCCGCUCCUGAAUGCAAACCUCUCAUCAGCCAGACAUCUCACGCCUGUAGCUAUUAAAGUCCUGCACCCUGGGCUGGUCCACCAAGUCCAGAUGGAUCUGUUCCUUAUGAAGAUGGGUAGCCACAUCAUUGGACUUCUCCCUGGAUUUAAGUGGCUCAGUUUGACAGAGAUUGUGGAGGAGUUUGAGAAGCUUAUGAUUCAGCAGAUUGAUUUACGGUAUGAAGCCAGAAAUCUGGAGCGCUUCCGACAAAAUUUUGUAGAUGUCGAUUUUGUCAAAUUUCCAACUCCUCUUUGGCCUCUGGUAACAACAGAUGUUCUUGUGGAAACAUUUGAGGAGAGUAAGCCUAUUUCACACUACCUGCAUGAGGAGAUUGCCACAGAACUGAGGCAGAGACUUGCAAAGAUGGGCAUGGACAUGAUCUUAAAGAUGAUCUUUGUUGACAACUUUGUCCAUGCUGACCUGCACCCUGGGAACAUCCUGGUUCAAGGCUCUGCUUACAACAGCACUGGCUGCAAGGAGCAGACAGCCAUUGUGGACCUGUGUGACACACUCGUGGUGGAAGUGGAGCCAUCUGUCAGGAGGCUCUGCCUGGUGCUGCUGGAUGCGGGAAUUGUGGCAGAGCUGCAAAGUGCUGACCUGCAGAACUUCCGGGCUGUUUUCACAGCUGUGGUCCAGGGCCAGGGGGAGAGAGUGGCAGAACUAAUCCUGCAUCACGCUCGUGCUAACCAGUGCCAGGACAUAGAGCGGUUUAAAGCUGAGAUGGCAGAACUAGUGACCAAGGUCCGAGGGAACACCAUUGCCCUGGGAAAGCUUCAAGUGGCAAAUCUCCUCUCCAAUGUCUUUAAACUAUUGAUGACUCAUAAGGUGAAGCUUGAGAGCAAUUUUGCUUCCAUCAUCUUUGCCAUCAUGGUUCUGGAAGGUCUUGGUCGUUCACUGGACCCUGAACUGGACAUCCUAGAGGCAGCUAAACCACUGCUCAUCAAAACUGCAGCUUCUGUCCUCGAAUAGACUCCUGUAGCUGCUGCCCUCUUGCUGUGCAGGAUUACCCAUGCCAUCGGACAGAAGCUGAAGGUGGAAAAUCACAAGCAUCUUGGGAGAAAUGCUGUGCAGUCAUUACUUGCUGUUGGUGCUACCUGCAGUCACUUCAGCCAGGUACCAGGCAUGGGAUUAUUGGAAGGUCUGUUCCAGAAACCAGGAAGACUUCGUACAACUGGAGAGUUCUGACUUGUUAACACAGUUGUAUGAGCUAAUGUGCUCUGGUAGUUUUUAAACUGAUUUAGUGUAUAGCUGAGGUGCUCAAGAUCACUGUAUCCUGAUGAGGAAGACAGUCUUCCUUGUCUAAAAGCCUUUAAAAAGGUGUUAAUUAAGUCUGUUUUGAAAUAUAUCAGGUUAAAUAUUUAAUUUAUUGACUCUCAUGUGGCAGUGUGGUACAAGAAAUAAUAUUCUAGUAUCACCCAAGUAAAUAAUUCAGGCUGAAAAAAAGCCAAUGAACCUUUUUAUCUUUUGUAUUUUCAACUUCUGCUUUUACUGUAGAAGUGUUCUGAGAUCCUGCAUGGUAUGGUCUGUUCUCAGUCAUUUUGGAUGAUAAAAACAGACCAGUUGAUUUUAUUUCCCCUGCCCCAAACUUCUGUACUCCAGCACUAUAGUAUAGGAGUUUCCAUUAUAAACAGUGAAAGAAAAAAUGGGCCUAGGCAGAAAAGCUAAUUUGAUAAUAAAAGCAGCCUCUGGAAA
This is a messenger RNA of Pogoniulus pusillus (Red-fronted tinkerbird), 4177 nucleotides long. RefSeq names its product aarF domain containing kinase 2 (gene ADCK2). Gene Ontology annotation, biological process: protein phosphorylation. The transcript has 8 exons. Gene Ontology annotation, molecular function: ATP binding; protein kinase activity. The record is from RefSeq and is a predicted model, not a curated record. Bases 1577 to 3454 code for a protein of 625 amino acids. Gene Ontology annotation, cellular component: mitochondrion. NCBI's taxonomy places the organism in Eukaryota, Metazoa, Chordata, Aves, Piciformes, Lybiidae.